AUGGGUCGUAUGCACAAUCCCGGAAAAGGUAUUUCACAGAGUGCUCUUCCUUACAGGAGAACAGUACCAGUUUGGCUGAAGGCUACAUCUGCCGAUGUUGAAGAACAGAUAUACAAACUGGCCAAGAAAGGCCUGACACCAUCACAGAUUGGUGUGAUCUUGCGUGAUUCUCAUGGCGUCGCCCAAGUCCGCUUUGUCUCAGGAAAUAAAAUUCUGCGUAUCCUGAAGAAGAAAGGACUGGCUGCUGACCUACCAGAAGAUCUGUACAGUUUGAUCAAGAAAGCUGUCAGUAUUCGCAAGCAUCUGGAGAGAAGCCGCAAGGACAGAGAUGCUAAAUAUCGGCUAAUCUUGGUAGAAUCAAGGAUUCACAGACUUGCGCGAUACUUCAAGACAAAGAAAGUGCUUGCUCCAACAUGGAAAUAUGAGUCUUCAACUGCAUCUGCUCUUGUUGCCUAA
Candidula unifasciata is the source of this 456-nucleotide messenger RNA. NCBI's taxonomy places the organism in Eukaryota, Metazoa, Mollusca, Gastropoda, Stylommatophora, Geomitridae. The record is from the annotation of a GenBank genome assembly.